Molecule: messenger RNA, 2227 nt
Organism: Aegilops tauschii subsp. strangulata
Lineage: Eukaryota; Viridiplantae; Streptophyta; Magnoliopsida; Poales; Poaceae
Product: 4-hydroxyphenylacetaldehyde oxime monooxygenase
Molecular function (GO): monooxygenase activity; iron ion binding; heme binding
Source: RefSeq, a predicted model, not a curated record
UCAGCACGAUACACUGAAUAAAGACAGAGCAUAUGAUCCAUGUUCCUGCCAAAAGAAAGAUUUUUUUUCUCUUCUUUAGAGGAUCCAAUAGCACCACGUAUGCCUUAAACUGAAGCAAGUGUAUAUGCGACCAAUAUGGCAAUGAUGGGUAUAUGACAUGCCAGCACAACCGAUAUGGCAAUGGGCUCCAAGGAUCAAAUUUUGGCAAUGAUGAGACACGACGUAAAAGGAAACUCUGCGUCCCAAUCAACAGAGUCAAGGUGGUUGGUUUGUUCAGUUACACGUUGCUCGCUACUAAAACUUUGCCACCUAUGCUUCGGCACAUCCGACAAACACUCGACCGGUCGGCGUCCACGAUCGAUUCAUACUGGAUUUGUUCCAUCCUCCCUAGAGUCCAGGCUUCUCUUCAAAGUUUAAAAGUCGGGCCUCUACCACACAAGCAGCAACACGGCAUCACCAAAUUAACAUAAGGAGCUGCAUGCUGUUAUCCUCCGAUUUAAGAAACAAAAUGGCCAUCUCGCUCAGCUUGGAGCUCCUCUCCCUAUCCCAGCAAUGGCAGCUCCUCCUAGCACUCCUUCCGGCCAUCUCCCUCGUGUUCUUGACGAGGAGACUGAGCAGAAAAAGGAUCAGGCUGCCGCCAGGCCCAGCCGAGGCGCCGAUCCUGGGGAACCUGCACCAGCUAGGCCAGCUGCCGCACCGGAGCUUACGGGACCUGGCGUGGCGGCACAGGCCGGUGAUGCAGCUGCAGCUCGGCACGGUGCCGACGGUGGUGGUGUCGUCGGCUGAGGCAGCGCGGGAGGUGAUGAAGACGCACGACGAGGAUUGUUGCACCCGGCCCGUGUCCCCAGGGAUGAAGAGACUGUCCUAUGGCCUCAACAAUGUCGGGUUUGCACCCUAUGGCGCCUACUGGCAGGCGAUGCGCAAGUUCCUCAUGGUCGAACUCUUCGGCGUGCGGCACACCAAGGCCACAUGGCACGCACGUCAGCACCAGGUGGAGAAACUGAUGAGCACCUUGAGCGGCUUGGCCGGAGAGGCCGUAGCCCUCAAGGAGCACAUCUUCAGACUCGCCGACGACAUCAUUGGCAUGCUGGGGUUUGGCGACAUGUACAACAGCGACAAGUUCCCACAGCACAAGAACUUGGAGCACGUGCUCGAGGAGGCCACACACGCGCAGGCCAGCUUUUCCGCCGAGGACUACUUCCCCAACAUUGUCGGCCGCCUAGUCGACCGAAUCACCGGCCUCGCUGCUCGCCGCGAGCGGAUCUUCAAGCAGCUUGAUACCUUCUUUGAGAUCAUCAUUGAGCAGCAUCUUGACCCUCGACACGUCAAGCCUCACAAUGGCGACCUCGUUGACCGCCUCAUUGGCCUCUGGAAGGACAAAAGUGGCACCCUCAGCAUCACGAGAGACCACGUCAAGGGCAUCAUCUUUGGCACGUUCAUUGGUGGCUCGGACACGGCCUCGGUGACGAUCCUAUGGGCGAUGGCGGAGCUGAUUCGGAAGCCACGACUACUGAAGAAGGUGCAAAACGAGAUCAGGGGCGUGGUGGGUAGCAAUGAGAGGGUGUGCCAGGAUGACAUGGCCAAGCUGGGCUACCUCAAGAGGGUGGUCAAGGAGACCCUACGGCUGCACCCGCCAGCGACAAUGUUGCUGCCGAGGGAGGCCAUGAGGGACAUCCAAAUUGGCGGCUAUGAUGUGCCGGCCAAGACACGGAUCUAUGUGAACGCAUGGGCCAUUGGCAGGGACCCGACAAGCUGGCCUGAUGACCCAGAGGAGUUCAAGCCAGAGAGGUUUGAGACGAGCGAGAUAGACUUCAAGGGCGCACAUUUCGAGCUAACGCCAUUUGGCGCGGGCCGGCGGAUAUGCCCCGCGCUGUCUAUGAGCACGGCAACCGUGGAGUUCACGCUGGCCAACUUGUUGUACUGCUUUGAGUGGGCGCUCCCCGAGGGGACUGUAGUAAGCAUGGAGGAGGAAGGCAAGCUCAUCCCCCUCCUCAAGACACGGCUCGUGCUGGUGCCCACCGCGUACCGGCGGCUGGCCGCUGAGCUCCUGUCAAAAUUAAUAUGCUCCCAGCUAGGCAGCUAUAGGGUAAUUAAGCAUGUGAUCGUAUCACUACUAAAAUAUCAAGUUCAGUUUGCACUACCCAUCUACCUCACCUUCAAACACAGUAUAUUAAUUGGAAUAAAAUUGGCACCUGUACGCGUGUCUAUAUGCAUGGUUGCUUGGUAA